Molecule: messenger RNA, 7623 nt
Organism: Metarhizium brunneum ARSEF 3297
Lineage: Eukaryota; Fungi; Ascomycota; Sordariomycetes; Hypocreales; Clavicipitaceae
Gene: spp42
Product: Pre-mRNA-splicing factor spp42
Biological process (GO): mRNA splicing, via spliceosome; spliceosomal tri-snRNP complex assembly
Cellular component (GO): U5 snRNP; catalytic step 2 spliceosome
Molecular function (GO): pre-mRNA intronic binding; U5 snRNA binding; U6 snRNA binding
Source: RefSeq, a predicted model, not a curated record
AUGUCGGGCAUCCCUCCGCCGCCGCCUCCAGGCUGGGGAGCAGCCCCCCCUCCUCCUCCACCACCUCCCCCAUCAUCGUUGCCGCCUCCUCCUGAUACACCCGCGCCGCCAGCUCCUCCGCCCCCUGGCUAUCACCCUCCGUCCUACCCUCAGAUCGCCAAGUUUGCACAAAAGAAGAAAGAAUGGCUUAGGGAUCGCCGAAACAGAUUUGGAGAGAAGCGAAAGGCCGGCUUCGUCCAGACUCAGAAGGCUGAUAUGCCGCCCGAACAUCUUCGCAAGAUCGUUAAAGAUAUCGGAGAUGUGUCUCAAAAGAAAUACACCAAUGACAAGCGCAGCUAUCUUGGCGCUCUAAAGUUCAUGCCACAUGCAGUCCUGAAACUUCUCGAAAAUAUGCCUAUGCCCUGGGAAUCAGCGCGUGAAGUCAAGGUUCUGUAUCAUGUCAACGGAUGUCUGACCUUAGUUAAUGAGACUCCUCGCGUUAUUGAACCCGUCUUCUUUGCGCAAUGGGCAAUGAUGUGGACCUUCAUGAGGAAAGAAAAAGCCGAUAGAAGGCUUUUCAAGCGUAUGCGAUUCCCGCCAUUCGACGAUGAAGAACCGCCCCUGUCGUGGUCCGAGAACAUCGAGGACGUGGAACCUCUAGAGCCUAUUCAAAUGGAGUUGAACGAUGAGGAAGACGAGGCCGUUUAUGAAUGGUUCUACGACCAUCGGCCACUAUUGGAUACCUCGCAUGUUAAUGGUGCGAGCUACAAGACAUGGAACCUCACCCUACCUCAAAUGGCAGCUUUGUUCCGUCUCAGUCGUCCAUUGAUUUCUGAAGUUGUAGACAAGAACUACUUCUACCUUUUCGACCUCAAGAGCUUCUUAACUGCAAAGGCUCUCAAUGUUGCGCUUCCAGGUGGACCGCGUUUCGAGCCGUUGUACAAGGAUAUCGAUCCAAACGAGGAGGACUUCGGCGAAUUCAAUGCUAUAGAUCGCAUCAUCUUUCGAACUCCGAUCCGUACUGAGUUUCGAGUCGCGUAUCCAUUCCUGUACAAUUCUCUCCCAAGAAGCGUACACCUGACGUGGCACUCGCACCCACAAAUCGUAUUCAACCGUGCUGACGAUCCCGACUUGCCAACUUUCCUUUUCGACCGACGAAUCAACCCCAUCUCAUCCCGAACCGUGGCGCCCAAGAAUGUUGAAAUCACUCUUGAGGACGAACUUUUUGGACCAGGAAAUAAUGAAGAGCCUGAGGAGGAUGCGUUCGAGCUGCCUGCUGCGGUUGAACCCUUUCUUGCCGACGAAGAGCUUGAAAACGAGCAUACAUCCUCAGCCAUUGAUUUAUGGUGGGCUCCUUUCCCGUUUGAUAGACGCUCUGGAAAGAUGGUUCGCGCUCAGGAUGUGCCUCUGAUCAAGCAAUGGUACUUGGAGCACCCGCCCUCUGACCGACCUCCUGUGAAGGUUCGAGUUUCUUACCAGAAGUUACUGAAGAACUUCGUUCUCAAUGAGCUUCAUAAGAAGAAGCCCAAUGCACACAAUAAUCAGAACUUGUUACGCUCUCUUAAACAGACUAAGUUCUUUCAACAGACAAGCAUUGAUUGGGUUGAAGCUGGCCUUCAAGUCUGCCGACAAGGUUUUAAUAUGCUUAACCUCUUGAUCCACAGAAAGAACCUGACAUAUCUUCACCUGGACUACAACUUUAAUCUGAAGCCUGUGAAGACACUAACAACCAAGGAGCGAAAGAAGUCUCGAUUUGGAAAUGCAUUCCAUCUUAUGCGUGAAAUUUUGAGGUUGACAAAACUGAUUGUGGAUGCCCAAGUUCAGUACCGUCUUGGAAACAUUGAUGCCUUCCAGCUUGCUGAUGGCAUUCAUUACGCUUUCAACCAUGUUGGACAGCUCACCGGAAUGUACCGAUACAAAUACAAGCUCAUGCAUCAGAUUCGUACUUGCAAGGAUUUGAAGCAUCUGAUUUAUUAUCGAUUCAACUCUGGUCCAGUGGGCAAAGGUCCUGGCUGUGGUUUCUGGGCUCCCUCAUGGAGAGUGUGGCUCUUUUUCAUGAGAGGUAUCAUCCCAUUACUCGAACGAUGGCUUGGUAACCUCUUGUCUCGUCAAUUCGAAGGUCGACACAGCAAGGGUGUGGCAAAGACAGUCACGAAGCAGCGAGUCGAGUCUCAUUUUGAUUUGGAAUUGCGCCAGUCUGUCAUGUCUGAUCUGAUGGACAUGAUGCCGGAGGGUAUUAAACAAAGCAAGGUCAGCAUUGUGCUUCAGCAUUUGUCUGAAGCUUGGCGUUGCUGGAAGAGUAACAUCCCCUGGAAGGUCCCGGGCCUGCCUGCGCCGAUUGAGAACAUUAUUCUUCGAUAUGUCAAAUCAAAGGCUGACUGGUGGAUUUCUGUUGCUCACUACAACCGUGAACGAAUUCGUCGUGGAGCAACCGUGGAUAAGACUGUCGCGAAGAAGAAUGUUGGACGUCUGACUCGACUAUGGCUCAAGGCUGAGCAAGAAAGACAGCAUAAUCACAUGAAGGAUGGCCCAUAUGUGUCUUCCGAAGAAGCCGUCGCCAUUUAUACGACUACUGUUCACUGGCUGGAGUCUCGGAAAUUUUCUCCCAUUCCAUUCCCCAGCGUUUCGUACAAGCAUGACACCAAGAUCUUGAUCCUGGCCUUGGAGCGUUUGAGGGAGGCUUACUCAGUCAAGGGUAGACUGAACCAGAGUCAACGUGAAGAGCUGGCAUUGAUUGAGCAAGCUUAUGACAGCCCCGGCACCACAUUAGAAAGAAUUAAGCGGUUCUUGCUCACGCAGAGAGCUUUCAAAGAAGUCAAUAUUGAUAUGAACGAUAACUACAGCACGAUCAAUCCUGUAUACGAUAUCGAGCCCAUAGAGAAGAUCAGCGAUGCUUAUCUUGAUCAGUACUUGUGGUAUCAAGCUGACCAGCGACAUCUGUUUCCCGCCUGGAUCAAGCCAUCAGACUCUGAGGUGCCACCGCUGUUGGUCUACAAAUGGGCCCAGGGCAUUAACAAUUUGAGUCACGUUUGGGAGACAGAAGAUGGAGAAUGCAACGUAAUGGUUGAAACCGAGCUUUCCAAGGUCUACGAAAAGAUGGAAUUGACGCUUCUCAAUACCCUACUGAGACUCAUCAUGGACCAUAACUUGGCUGACUACAUUACUGCCAAGAACAAUGUGCAACUGACAUACAAGGACAUGAAUCACGUCAACAGCUAUGGUAUGAUCCGUGGUCUUCAGUUCUCAGCCUUCGUAUUCCAGUUUUAUGGCUUGGUCUUGGAUCUGCUCUUAUUAGGACCUCAGCGUGCCAGCGAGAUUGCUGGCCCUCCCCAGAGCCCCAACGAUUUCCUGCAGUUCCGUGAUCGAGAGACAGAAACAAGGCACCCAAUCAGACUCUACAGUCGUUACAUUGACAAGAUCUGGAUCUUUUUACGAUUUACCGCCGAAGAGUCUAGAGAUCUUAUCCAACGCUUCCUCACUGAGCAACCUGAUCCUAACUUUGAGAACGUCAUUGGAUAUAAGAGCAAGAAGUGCUGGCCGAGAGACUCUCGUAUGCGUCUGAUGAGGCAUGAUGUCAACUUGGGACGUGCAGUCUUCUGGGACCUCAAGAACCGUCUGCCGCGUUCAGUCACCACCAUUGACUGGGAUGACAGCUUUGUCAGUGUCUACAGUCGUGAUAACCCGAACCUACUGUUCUCCAUGUGCGGAUUUGAGGUUCGGAUUCUACCAAAAAUCCGAAAUCAGAAUGAUGAGUUCCCCGUCAAGGACAGCGUCUGGUCUCUCAUCGACAACACCACCAAGGAGAGAACGGCACAUGCUUUCUUGCAGGUCACGCAGGAAGACAUCCAGAAGUUCAAUAAUCGUAUCCGACAGAUACUCAUGUCGUCUGGCUCAACAACCUUCACUAAGAUUGCAAACAAAUGGAAUACCGCACUGAUUGCUCUCUUCACCUACUAUCGUGAAGCAGCAGUCUCUACGGUUGAUCUUCUUGAUACCAUUGUCAAGUGUGAGACGAAGAUUCAAACCCGUGUCAAGAUUGGACUUAAUUCCAAGAUGCCGUCUCGUUUCCCUCCAGCUGUUUUCUACACUCCCAAGGAACUUGGUGGCUUGGGCAUGAUUUCGGGCUCCCAUAUCUUGAUUCCUGCCAGUGACAAGCGAUGGUCUAAGCAGACAGACACGGGUGUCACCCACUAUCGCUCUGGUAUGACUCAUGACGAGGAAACCUUAAUACCCAAUAUUUUCCGUUACAUCAUCCCUUGGGAGGCAGAAUUCAUUGAUUCCCAGCGUGUCUGGACAGAGUACUCCCAGAAACGACUCGAGGCCAACCAGCAGAAUCGUCGUUUGACGUUGGAAGAUCUUGAAGAUAGCUGGGACCGUGGUCUGCCCAGAAUCAAUACUCUUUUCCAGAAGGACCGUAGCACCCUCAGCUUUGACAAAGGUUUCCGAGCUAGAUCUGAGUUCAAGAUUUAUCAAUUGAUGAAGUCCAAUCCUUUCUGGUGGACUAGUCAGCGACACGACGGAAAGCUAUGGAAUCUCAACGCCUAUCGCACCGACGUGAUCCAGGCCCUCGGUGGUGUUGAAACCAUCUUGGAACACACACUCUUCAAAGCAACGGGAUUCCCUUCCUGGGAAGGACUCUUCUGGGAAAAAGCGUGUCUUGCGAACGGCACGAUGCUGCUUCGAUAUGAUCACUCUCUAGUUGCAGUCGAAGACGUCAGGGAGGGUGAUUUGCUUCUUGGGCCUGAUGGAGGACCUCGACGUGCGUUCAAUGUGGUUAGCGGCAAAGACCGACUUUAUCGCAUCACGAUUGGCAGUGGCAAAGAAGAUCUUGUGGUUACCUCGAAUCAUAUCUUGGUCUUUCAUGAGGUGAAGAGCGACUCUGAUCAAUAUUAUGAUGAUAUUGAGAUGACAACCGCUCAAUAUGCGGCGCUUGAGUCUACAGAGAGGAGCAAGUACAGGCUCUUUAGCUGCCCUGGUCUCAACUCCCCCCAACCAACAUCUCCCAAUUCUGCUGCGGGUCGCUUUAUCCCUCAGUCUCAUAGCUUCGUGGUCAAGGAUGUAGUGCUGGAAACAGAAGCUACGGAAUGGGCAGGUUUUCGAGUCGAUGGCGACCAGCUCUACCUACGACACGAUCAUCUUGUGCUUCACAACAGUGGUUUUGAAGAGAGCAUGAAAUUCAAGAAACUCACAAAUGCGCAGAGAUCAGGUCUUAACCAGAUUCCAAACCGAAGAUUCACGUUGUGGUGGUCGCCCACCAUCAACCGUGCGAAUGUGUACGUUGGUUUCCAGGUGCAGCUUGAUUUGACUGGUAUCUUUUUGCACGGAAAGAUUCCCACCCUCAAGAUCUCCUUGAUUCAGAUAUUCCGAGCCCACUUGUGGCAGAAGAUCCAUGAAUCCGUUGUAAUGGAUCUUUGUCAAGUUUUUGACCAGGAGCUGGAGUCACUCGGCAUCGAGACAGUGCAAAAGGAAACAAUCCACCCUCGAAAGUCGUACAAGAUGAACAGCUCUUGUGCUGACAUUCUUCUCUUCGCAAGUCACAAGUGGAACGUCACCCGUCCCUCGGUUCUGUUUGAUACGAAGGAUGUCAUUGAGCCGACCACUACGAACAAGUUUUGGAUUGAUGUGCAACUUCGAUAUGGCGAUUAUGACUCGCACGACAUUGAACGAUAUACUCGUGCGAAGUACCUUGAUUAUACUACCGACAGUUCAAGUAUUUAUCCUUCUGCAACGGGCUUGAUGAUUGGUAUUGAUCUUGCUUACAAUCUUUACUCGGCCUACGGCAUGUAUUUCCCCGGUCUGAAAGUUCUCAUCCAGCAAGCUAUGGCCAAGAUCAUGAAGGCCAAUCCGGCACUUUAUGUCCUGCGUGAACGUAUUCGCAAAGGCCUGCAACUGUACGCAUCUGAGAGCAAUCAGGAAUUUCUGAACUCGCAGAACUACUCUGAGCUGUUUAGCAAGCAAACUCAGCUGUUCAUUGACGACACCAACGUUUACCGUGUUACGAUUCACAAGACAUUUGAAGGCAACUUGACGACUAAGCCAAUCAAUGGCGCCAUCUUCAUUUUUAACCCUCGAACUGGACAACUGUUCCUGAAGAUUAUUCACACGAGCGUUUGGGCUGGUCAGAAGCGUCUUGGGCAGCUCGCCAAGUGGAAGACCGCCGAAGAAGUUGCUGCUUUGAUCCGAUCACUUCCCGUGGAAGAGCAGCCGAAACAGCUUAUCGUUACAAGAAAGGGCUUAUUGGAUCCCCUCGAAGUUCAGUUGGUCGAUUUCCCCAACAUCUCUAUCCGAGCAUCUGAGUUGCAACUUCCCUUCCAAGCUGCCAUGAAGGUUGAGAAACUGGGAGACAUGAUUUUGAGGGCCACUGAGCCUCAAAUGGUGUUGUUCAAUCUUUAUGAUGAGUGGCUGAAGACUAUUUCAUCAUACACUGCGUUCUCUCGUCUGAUUUUGAUUCUCCGCGCGCUUCAUGUCAAUCCAGACAAGAGCAAGCUCAUCCUUCGGCCCGACAAGACGGUAAUUACUCAUGAACACCACAUUUGGCCAUCAAUGUCCGACGAGGAUUGGAUUAAGAUUGAAACGCAGCUUCGAGAUCUCAUCUUGAAUGACUACGGAAAGAAGAACAAUGUCAAUGUUUCCAGUUUGACCAGCAGUGAAGUCCGUGAUAUCAUCCUGGGUAUGGAAAUCUCUGCACCUUCCCUGCAGAGACAACAGGCUGCAGAAAUCGAGAAGCAGCAACAAGAGCAACAACAGCUCACUGCUGUCACGACCAAGACGCAAAAUGUGCACGGUGAAGACAUUAUUGUCACAACUACGUCGCAGUUUGAGCAGCAGACGUUUGCCUCCAAGACUGAAUGGCGGACAAGAGCCAUUGCAACCUCCAACUUGCGAACUAGAGCCAAGAAUAUCUACGUAUCUUCUGUCGACAAUGAUCUGGACGACAUCACCUACGUCAUGCCGAACAAUAUUCUGAAGAAAUUCAUCACGAUUGCGGAUCUGAGGGUCCAAGUGGCAGGAUAUCUCUAUGGCUCCUCUGCCCCUGACAACGAGCAAGUCAAGGAGAUAAAGUGCAUCGUCAUGAUGCCUCAAAUAGGUGGCCUUCGCAACGUACAGCUUCCUCAGCAGCUUCCUCGCAGUGACUUCCUUGAUGGCAUGGAGCCCCUUGGUGUCAUACAUACCAUGUCUGGGAGCGAGCUGCCAUACAUGUCCGCUGCCGAUGUUAGCGAGCAUGCCAAACUGCUGGAUGCCCACAGCGAGUGGGACAAGACAAACACAGUGACCGUUUCCGUUUCCUUCACACCCGGCAGCGUCUCCCUCUCGGCCUGGGGCCUUACACCUCAGGGGUACAAAUGGGGAGCUGAGAACAAAGACACCCAGAGCGAUCAGCCACAAGGAUUCACCACGACCAUGGGAGAGAAACGAAAAUUACUGUUGUCUCCGAGAUUUAGGGGUUUCUUCCUGGUGCCUGAUGACAGGAGAUGGAACUACAGCUUUAUGGGCAGCGCUUUUGCAGGCAUGGAAAAGAAGCCGGUUCACGUGAAGCUCGACACACCCCUUCCAUUCUACAGCGAUCAGCACCGACCUAUUCACUUUCAUAGUUUUGCUGAGCUGGAAGAUAUCUGGGUAGACCGGACUGACAACUUCGAAUAG